Molecule: messenger RNA, 3558 nt
Organism: Saimiri boliviensis boliviensis (Bolivian squirrel monkey)
Lineage: Eukaryota; Metazoa; Chordata; Mammalia; Primates; Cebidae
Source: RefSeq, a predicted model, not a curated record
GCGCUCGGCGCUCUGACGGGGCGCGCGGCGGCAGGAUUUUAAAGCGCUCUGCCUCGGAUCGCCUGCCCCGGGUGACCUCCCGGACCUGCCCUGGCGGAAUCCGGACUUGCCCCGCCGAGAUGACGAGGAAUAAUUCUGCUACAAGGCUGAUUUCAAGGACAUGAAUUGUUGACCUCAUCCCAACAUCAGAACCUCAGACAUUCUAAUUUUUGCACCAUUCCAGGCAAGUUGAUCUUACAAGGAAAUAAAAUUGAACCAUAGGGGUCUGAUGGGAAUUCACUGUGACGUUCAAAUCAAGAAAACUUGCUGAUGCCCACAGAGCCUUUUCCCCAUGGGCCCUGAUGGUAGCCUCCAGAAGGUGCAGCCUCAGGUGGUCCCCCUUCUUCUGUGGCAAGAAUAAACUUUGGUUCUUGGAUUGCAAUAUCACCUGUGGAGAAAAUGGUAUGCGAGGGAAAGCGAUCUGUCUCUUGCCCUUGUUUCUUCCUCUUGACCGCCAAGUUCUACUGGAUCCUCACAAUGAUGCAAAGAACUCACAGCCAGGAGUAUGCCCAUUCCAUACGGGUGGAUGGGGACAUUAUUUUGGGGGGUCUCUUCCCUGUCCAUGCAAAGGGAGAGAGGGGGGUGCCUUGUGGGGAGCUGAAGAAGGAAAAGGGGAUUCACAGACUGGAGGCCAUGCUUUAUGCAAUUGACCAGAUUAACAAGGACCCUGAUCUCCUUUCCAACAUCACUCUGGGUGUCCGCAUCCUCGACACCUGCUCCAGGGACACCUAUGCUUUGGAACAGUCUCUAACUUUCGUGCAGGCAUUAAUAGAGAAAGACGCUUCGGAUGUGAAGUGUGCUAAUGGAGAUCCACCCAUUUUCACCAAGCCUGACAAGAUUUCUGGUGUCAUAGGUGCUGCAGCAAGCUCCGUGUCCAUCAUGGUUGCUAACAUUUUACGACUUUUUAAGAUACCUCAAAUCAGCUAUGCAUCCACAGCCCCAGAGCUAAGUGAUAACACCAGGUAUGACUUUUUCUCUCGAGUGGUCCCACCUGACUCCUACCAAGCGCAAGCCAUGGUGGACAUCGUGACGGCACUGGGAUGGAAUUAUGUGUCAACACUGGCUUCUGAGGGGAACUAUGGCGAGAGCGGUGUGGAGGCCUUCACUCAGAUCUCGAGGGAGAUUGGUGGUGUCUGCAUUGCUCAGUCACAGAAAAUCCCACGUGAACCGAGACCUGGAGAAUUUGAAAAAAUUAUCAAACGCCUGCUAGAAACACCUAAUGCUCGAGCAGUGAUUAUGUUUGCCAAUGAGGAUGACAUCAGGAGGAUAUUGGAAGCAGCAAAAAAACUAAACCAAAGUGGACAUUUUCUAUGGAUUGGCUCAGAUAGUUGGGGAUCCAAAAUUGCACCUGUCUAUCAGCAAGAGGAGAUUGCAGAAGGGGCUGUGACAAUUUUGCCCAAACGAGCAUCAAUUGAUGGAUUUGAUCGAUACUUUAGAAGCCGAACUCUUGCCAAUAAUCGAAGAAAUGUGUGGUUUGCAGAAUUUUGGGAGGAGAAUUUUGGCUGCAAGUUAGGAUCGCAUGGGAAAAGGAACAGUCAUAUAAAGAAGUGCACAGGGCUGGAGCGAAUUGCUCGGGAUUCAUCUUAUGAACAGGAAGGAAAGGUCCAAUUUGUAAUUGAUGCAGUAUAUUCCAUGGCUUAUGCCCUGCACAAUAUGCACAAAGAUCUCUGCCCUGGAUACAUUGGCCUUUGUCCACGAAUGAGUACCAUUGAUGGGAAAGAGCUACUUGGUUAUAUUCGUGCUGUAAAUUUUAAUGACUUCUCUUUUUAGGUUGUCUCAGAGGGAUCUAGAUGUCUCUACCCUGGCCAUCUCUUUUUACUCUCUCAUUUUCUAGUAGUUGGGUAAGGAUUUGGGUUACAUGGACUAUGACAACAAUUUCAUACUUCUUGUGGGAUUUCUAAAACUAAAAAGUUCUCACAGUAUUUUACUAUCUAGACUAUUCUAGAUCUUGUAACAAUAAAAAAUAAAAGCAGAGUUCUAAUAUGUCAUUUUCUAAUAUCAUUUUAAGUAGGUUACUCAGCAAUCACUGGGAGAGUUUACUAGAAACAGAUUUUUAAAAGCAUCUUUCUUGGAGCUACUGAUUUCUUCAGGGGAUCUCAAAAAUUCUUUCCUUAUAAAACUACCAGUGACUAUGGUGCAUCGGUAGAUUUAAAAAUCAUGAGAUGAGAAGUAUAUGAGUCCCCUUCUGUAUUUGGUACAGGAAUUAAUAAGUACCUUUAACAUAUAGAAUCACUGGCAUUAACUAAAGUAAAAGCUGGAAGUGGUUCUGCAAUGGAAAUUGACAGGCUACUGCGCUCCAGUAUGCAGGAUGUCUAUGUGAUGUGAUGCAUGUGUUUGCAAUACAAGGCAGCCCACCCCCAGCCUUCUGGGCCUGCAGCUGAGAUCAACUGUGACUAACCUGAUUCCAAAACUGGCUGACUCAUUUCAUUGCUUCCUGUUUCUCUUAGUAUACUUUGAAAUGUUUUCAAUGAAGAGCCUAGCACUCUGCCCAGUGUACUGUUAAGUGCUUGGUAAUUAUUGGUUAUAUAUAUAUAUACAUUUAUUAAAAGAAGGAAGGAAGGAAGAAAGGAAGGAAUGGAAUAGAAGAGGAGAGGGAGGGAAGGAAGGAGGGAUUAAGUAAUGAGGUAAUGUGGUAAAUAUAGUAGAGAAACAAAUUUACUGUUCUUUAUUAGGAUGUAAUUUUAGGAAUUUAGGAUUUAGGAACAUAAACACAAAGUAUCUUGGGAACAAGACAAAUUUAUGUCCUCUGUUGUUUUAGAUGACUUGUUAGAAACUGAAAUUUUCUUGCACUGGUAUUUAUGCAUCUGAGAGCUAAGGUAACUGCUUGUUUGACUGAAAGUAACUUGAAAGUAUAUGUAAUUGACAUUUUAAUUUUGUUAAAUGAUAUGACAGGUUGAUGUGAGAAUGGACCUGUUCAGGGUGAACUAAAUUGGGACUGGAUUUGAGAGGCCCUUUUAUCACCAUCAUCAAAUUAUGUAAUUUAUUUCAAAAUAUCAAACUUAAAAAUACAGAUUAUAAUAACAUUUAUUUUAGAGUUGUGAGAAUAUGAGAAUCUAGUGAGCUAAUGAAUGAGAAUCAUUGUUUUGAGAAUAAAGUAAGCUAAUGAAUGAGAAAGUGCUAGGAAAUAUUUUAAUGUGAGACAUAAAAAAGAUUAUUUGCCCUUUUCACAGAAAUAGAUUUUGUUAAAAAUUAAUCAUGAAUAACUAGAAUAUGGAGGCAUGCUGUAUUCAAAUAUGUUGCAGUCUUCAGCUUUAUUUUCAUUACAUUGAGCUAUUGAUUUCUUCAUAUAUUUUAGGUCCAACAUGGUUUCUUGAAGAUUCUAGUAUCUGAAAGAACUUUUUUAAUGAAAUAGAUUUUUGUUGUUCAUUCAUUGUCUCAGAUGUUGUGAAAUUGCUGUUGUUCUAUGCUAUGCCAAUCGUAGACAUAAUACAAUCUGCACUUACUGAUGUGAAAUUGAAUGGAUAAACUUCAUUCUUUAAGGUUGAAUCGGUGAUUAAAAUAACCCUAUGACUAUCAGAA